CCCUCCGAGCUGCCGGAGCUGCCCAGCAACUUUUCCUUGCUCUCACCGGGCGGGCGGGGGAGAGAGGCCCUCCCGACAGCUUCUAGAGUGUGCAGGCUCUCCUAUCCUUCCAUCAAGGGUAUCCUCCGCAAACCCAGCGAGGCUACGGUCCCCAGGCAGACCCGGGAUGGGGCCAGGACGGACAGGGGCCGCGCCGCUGCGGCUGCGGCUGGUGUUAGCGCUCAGUCAAGGCAUUUUAAAUUGUUGCUUGGCAUACAAUGUGGGUCUCCCAGAAGCAAAAAUAUUUUCCGGUCCUUCAAGUGAACAGUUUGGCUACGCGGUGCAGCAGUUUAUAAAUCCAAAAGGCAACUGGUUACUGGUCGGUUCACCCUGGAGUGGCUUUCCUGAGAACCGCAUGGGAGAUGUAUAUAAAUGUCCUGUUGACCUAUCCACUGUCACAUGUGAAAAACUAAAUUUGCAAACUUCAACAAGCAUUCCGAAUGUUACUGAGAUAAAAACCAACAUGAGCCUCGGCCUGACCCUCACAAGGAACAUGGGAACUGGAGGGUUUCUCACAUGUGGUCCUCUGUGGGCACAGCAGUGUGGGAAUCAGUAUUACACAACAGGUGUGUGCUCUGAUAUCAGUCCUGAUUUUCAGCUCUCGGCCAGCUUUUCACCUGCAGUUCAGACCUGCCCUUCCCUCAUAGACGUUGUGGUUGUGUGUGAUGAAUCAAAUAGCAUUUAUCCUUGGGAUGCAGUAAAGAAUUUUUUGGAAAAAUUUGUACAAGGCCUCGAUAUAGGCCCCGCAAAGACACAGGUGGCGUUAAUUCAGUAUGCCAAUAAUCCAAGAGUUGUGUUUAACUUGAAUACAUAUAAAACCAAAGAAGAAAUGAUUCUAGCAACAUCCCAUACAUCCCAAUAUGGUGGGGACCUCACAAACACAUUUGGAGCAAUUCAAUAUGCAAGAAAAUAUGCUUAUUCAGCAGCUUCUGGUGGACGACCAAGUGCUACCAAAGUCAUGGUAGUUGUAACUGAUGGUGAAUCACAUGAUGGUUCAAUGUUGAAAGCUGUGAUUGAGCAAUGCAACCGUGACAAUAUACUGAGGUUUGGCAUAGCAGUUCUAGGGUACUUAAACAGAAACGCCCUUGAUACUAAAAAUUUAAUAAAAGAAAUAAAAGCAAUCGCUAGUAUUCCAACAGAAAGAUACUUUUUCAAUGUGUCUGACGAAGCAGCUCUACUAGAAAAGGCUGGGACACUGGGAGAACAAAUUUUCAGCAUUGAAGGUACCGUUCAAGGAGGAGACAACUUUCAGAUGGAAAUGUCACAAGUGGGAUUCAGCGCAGAUUACUCUCCUCAAAAUGAUAUUCUGAUGCUGGGUGCAGUGGGAGCUUUUGGCUGGAGUGGGACCAUAGUCCAGAAGACUUCUCAUGACCAUUUGAUCUUUCCUAAACAAGCCUUUGACCAAAUUCUGCAGGACAGAAAUCACAGUUCAUAUUUAGGUUACUCUGUGGCUGCAAUUUCUACUAGAGAAAACACCCACUUUGUUGCUGGUGCUCCUCGGGCAAAUUAUACUGGCCAGAUAGUACUGUACAGUGUGAACGAGAAUGGCAAUGUCACAGUUAUUCAGGCUCACCGGGGUGACCAGAUUGGCUCCUAUUUUGGUAGUGUGCUGUGUUCCGUUGAUGUGGAUAAAGACACCAUUACAGAUGUGCUCUUGGUGGGUGCACCAAUGUACAUGAAUGACCUAAAGAAAGAGGAAGGAAGAGUCUACCUGUUUACUAUCAUAAAGGGCAUUUUGAGUCAGCACCAAUUUCUUGAAGGCCCCAAGGGCAUUGAAAAUGCUCGAUUUGGUUCAGCAAUUGCAGCUCUUUCAGACAUCAACCUGGAUGGCUUUAACGAUGUGAUUGUUGGUUCACCACUAGAAAAUCAGAAUUCUGGAGCUGUAUACAUUUACAAUGGUCAUCAGGGCACUAUCCGCACAAAGUAUUCCCAGAAAAUCUUGGGAUCCGAUGGAGCCUUUCGGAGCCACCUCCAGUACUUUGGGAGGUCCUUGGAUGGCUAUGGAGAUUUAAAUGGGGAUUCCAUCACCGAUGUGUCCAUUGGUGCCUUUGGACAAGUGGUUCAACUCUGGUCACAGAGUAUUGCUGAUGUAGCUAUAGAAGCUUCAUUCACACCAGAAAAAAUCACUUUGUUCAACAAGAAUGCUCAGAUAAUUCUCAAACUAUGCUUCAGUGCAAAGUUCAGACCUACUAAGCAAAACAAUCAAGUGGCCAUUGUGUAUAAUAUCACACUUGAUGCGGAUGGAUUUUCAUCCAGAGUAACCUCCAGGGGGUUAUUUAAAGAAAACAAUGAAAGGUGCCUGCAGAAGAAUGUGGUAGUAAAUCAAGCACAGAGUUGCUCUGAGCACAUCAUUUAUGUACAGGAGCCCUCUGAUGUUGUCAACUCUUUGGAUUUGCGUGUGAACAUCAGCCUGGAAAACCCUGGCACUAGCCCUGCCCUUGAAGCUUAUUCUGAGACUGCCAAGGUCUUCAGUAUUCCUUUUCAUAAAGACUGUGGUGAGGAUGGAGUCUGCAUUUCUGAUCUAGUGCUAGAUGUCCAACAAGUACCAGCUGCUCAAGAACAACCCUUUAUUGUCAGCAACCAAAACAAAAGGUUAACCUUUUCGGUAACGCUGAAAAACAAAAAGGAAAGUGCAUACAACACUGGAAUUGUUGUUGAUUUUUCAGAAAACUUGUUUUUUGCUUCAUUCUCCCUGCCGGUUGAUGGGACAGAAGUAACGUGUCAGGUGGCUGCCUCUCAGAAGUCUGUUGCUUGCGAUGUAGGCUACCCUGCUUUAAAGAGAGAACAACAGGUGACUUUUACUAUUAACUUCGACUUCAAUCUUCAAAACCUUCAGAAUCAGGCAUCUCUCAGUUUCCAAGCCUUAAGUGAAAGCCAAGAAGAAAACAAGGCUGAUAAUUUAGUCAACCUCAAAAUUCCUCUCCUGUAUGAUGCUGAAAUUCACUUAACAAGAUCCACCAACAUAAAUUUUUAUGAAGUCUCUUCGGAUGGGAAUGUUCCUUCUAUUGUGCACAGUUUUGAAGAUAUUGGUCCAAAAUUCAUCUUCUCCCUGAAGGUAACAACAGGAAGUGUUCCAGUAAGCAUGGCAUCUGUAAUCAUCCACAUCCCUCAAUAUACCAAAGAAAAGAACCCACUGAUGUACCUAACUGGGGUGCAAACAGACAAGGCUGGUGACAUCAGGUGUAACGCAGAUAUCAAUCCACUGAAAAUAGGACAAACAUCUUCUUCUGUAUCUUUCAAAAGUGAAAAUUUCAGGCACACGAAAGAAUUGAACUGCAGAACUGUUCCCUGUAGUAAUGUUACCUGCUGGUUCAAAGACCUUCACGUGAAAGGAGAAUACUUUGUUAAUGUGACUACCAGAAUUUGGAAUGGGACUUUUGCAUCAUCAACUUUCCAGACAGUUCAGCUAACGGCAGCUGCAGAAAUCCACACCUAUGACCCUGAGAUAUACGUGAUCGAAGAUAACACUGUUACGAUUCCCCUGAUGAUAAUGAAACCUGAUGAGAAAGCUGAAGUACCAACAGGAGUUAUAGUAGGAAGUAUAAUUGCUGGAAUCCUUUUGCUGUUAGCUCUGGUUGCAAUUUUAUGGAAGCUCGGCUUCUUCAAAAGAAAAUAUGAAAAGAUGACCAAAAAUCCAGAUGAGAUUGAUGAGACCACAGAACUCAAUAGCUGAACCAGCAGACCUACUUGCAGUGGGAACUGGCAGCAUUCCAGCCAGGGUUUGCUAUUUGUGUCAAUGGAUUUCUUUUUAAAUCCUAUUUUUUAAAAUAAUGUUAAUAGGUAAACUAGCCUGGUAUUUUCAGAGAAAACUGCAGGUCAGUUUACAAUGAAGAAAUUGUGGAGGGGGGAGGGGGAGGUAGGGAUAUAAAGGGUAAAAGACUUAUUUUAUAUGAUGGGGGAAAAAGGUAAUCUUGAAACUGGCUGGUCCAGAGUUUACAUUCUAAAGUGCAUUGUAUCAGCAACAUGAAAUGCUUCCAAGCAUGACAACUUUAAAAAAAAAAUAUGAUACUCUCAGAUUUUAAGGGGGAAAGUGUUCUCUUUAAAAUGCUUGUCUUUAAACAGCAACAACGAAAGUGGAAGUGCCUGAUAUAAUAUAUGGAAGUACUUCCACUUGUGUAUAUAAUUUUAAUGAAUAUUGAUGUUAAUAAGAGGGGAAAUAAAACAACACAGGUUGUUUUUCAAU
Molecule: messenger RNA, 4222 nt
Organism: Sapajus apella (tufted capuchin)
Lineage: Eukaryota; Metazoa; Chordata; Mammalia; Primates; Cebidae
Gene: ITGA2
Product: integrin subunit alpha 2
Exons: 30
Coding region: 167-3712 (1181 amino acids)
Biological process (GO): cell-matrix adhesion; cell-cell adhesion; integrin-mediated signaling pathway
Cellular component (GO): integrin complex; external side of plasma membrane
Molecular function (GO): integrin binding
Source: RefSeq, a predicted model, not a curated record